CGCCGUCCUGGGGCUGAGCCGGGCAGCGCCAUGGACGGGCUGCUGCUCCCCGGGCUGCUGCUGCUGCUGCUGCUGCUGCUGCUGCUGCUGCUGCCCCCGGCAGCGCUGCUGCUCUACAGGUGCAGCCCCCCCUUCCAGUACCUCUGCAAGGUGGCCUUUUUCAACUGCUGGAUCGUGGCCUUGGCCACCCUGCUGUCCCCCUUGGCCGCCCUCCGGGGCCGCUCCGUGGAGAACAUGAAGCUCCUGCGCGCCGCGCUCCUGCCCCUCAAGCGCUUCUACGGCAUCAGGAUGCGGGUGAGGGGCUCCGAGCAGCUGCAGCUGCGGGGACCCUUCGUGAUCGUCUGCAACCACCAGGCUUCCCUCGACCUCAUGGGGAUGGUGGAGGUCAUUCCCGAGCGCUGCGUGCCCAUGGCCAAGCGGGAGCUGCAGUUCCUGGGCACGGUGGGCUGGGCGUGCUGGCUCAGCGGCACCAUCUUCAUCGACCGCCGCCGGCGGGACGCGGCCAUCGAGGUGAUCGCCCGCACCGCCCGCGCCCUGCGGCGGGACAACCUCCGCGUGUGGGUAUUCCCGGAGGGCACCAGGAACCCGGGCAAAUCCAUGCUGCCCUUCAAGCGCGGCGCUUUCCACCUGGCCGUGCAGGCGCAGGUUCCCAUUGUCCCCGUUGUCAUCUCCCCAUACUGCGACUUCUUCAGCUCCAAGGAGAAGAGAUUCACCUCGGGGACCUGCACCAUCCAAGUCCUCCCCAGGGUAGAAACGCGGGGCCUGAGCCCGGAGGACGUCCCUGAACUGACCGAGAGCGUCCGCCAGGCCAUGGCCGAGGCCCUGGCCGAGCUGGCCACGAGUGACCACGGGGACCAGGACACGGAGCCGCCCCUGCUGGGGCCAGGGAAGGACAGGGGCAGCCCCCAGGGCCGGGGGGGCAGCAAGUAGGCAGAGGGAGCGAGUCCCUCGGGGACACCAGGGCGGUGUCCCUUGUCCCCUGGGGAGUGUCCUGCAGCCCUGCCACCGCCCCGGCAGGACGGUGCCCUAAGGGGAGCAGAGCAGGGCAGGAUGGGGACCAGGCAGCAGCCAAAACAGAGCAAGGUGCCCCCCAAAACUGAGCCAGGGGCCCCAUAAAACCCCUCACUGUGACUGUGCAUCCCUCUGUCAGACCUGGGGCUGUGUCCCUGUGCCCCUGGGGCUGUCCCUGUGCCCCUGAGCUGUCCCUGUGUCCCU
Messenger RNA from Ficedula albicollis (Collared flycatcher), 1215 nucleotides. It is a transcript of the gene AGPAT1, whose product is annotated as 1-acylglycerol-3-phosphate O-acyltransferase 1. The record is from RefSeq and is a predicted model, not a curated record. The transcript is spliced from 6 exons. Gene Ontology annotation, molecular function: 1-acylglycerol-3-phosphate O-acyltransferase activity. Gene Ontology annotation, biological process: phosphatidic acid biosynthetic process. Bases 31 to 930 code for a protein of 299 amino acids. Lineage: Eukaryota; Metazoa; Chordata; Aves; Passeriformes; Muscicapidae. Gene Ontology annotation, cellular component: endoplasmic reticulum; membrane.